CACGCCGAUUCACUUCCGUUUCCACCACGUAGUUGCCGCCAUCUCUAUCUGGCGUAUGGAGUCCUCUGUGGACACGUUGGUGUACCAAAUGGAAGACGACGAUCCGUCCAUCAAGUACGACGCGAUACGAAAACUGCGCGAGAUUGCCGCUCAGUUGCCACGCCAGUCGACACCGCCGCCGCCGUUCCCGGUUCGCAAUGCCCGCCGAUUCCUCAACUGCGUCCGUCGACGCCUCCACGACAUGGACAACCGAGUGGUGGUGGAGGCCUUGCUCUUAGUGUGCGACCUUAUUCCAGUCCUGGGCACAGACAACAGACUGCAUUUGGGUCAGAUUGUGCUGCCGCCGUUGCUCACCAUGCUCCCCCUUGACGAGGAUUGGACCGAUGACGUAGCGUUUCCCCACACUGCGCUGCAUGUGUUAUGGGUAUACAGUCUAGAUAGCAAGGAUCUGAGGCCAGUGAUGGACAUUUUGAUCAAUCAAGGGUUGAACCAUGACGACGGCGCCGUUCGGGAAUCCUCGAUUUUAGCCAUCAAACACCUCAUGACACUCAACGCGAAAGCCACACACCCGUGUGGGUUGGACUACGGCAUGCUAGUUGAAGUGCUGAUUCCAUCGAUGGAAGACGACGAGGAAAGCACGGUUGUCGCGGCUGAAGAAACCCUCGGAUGGAUGCAAGGGCAUGUCGGGAAAGACGGAUUUGCCAAACUCACACAACGGCUCAACGGCCGAGACAAAGCCAUCCUCGUGGAACACAAGCCGUUCAUUGCCAAGUUCAUGCCAGAAGGGGGGGGUUCCGACGACCAUCGUUCCGACAAACAAUUGCAAUUCGACGUCGUGCCAAAGUGGAUCGUCGACGUGCUGACGUCGCCCGCAGCGUCUGUCGCCGACAAACAGUCUGCGAUGGACAACUUGGUGUCUGUGGUGUUGCACGCAAGUAUUUUGGCCUGCCAAUGGCCCGCCCUCUUGGCCUUCCUGCUCUCGUUGUGCGUCCACGUCGACCAUCCGAGCAUCGUGCACCCCGUUCUAGAAUGCAUCCGCCACAUCGUACAAGCUGUCCAGCGGCUCGUGGCAACCGUCGAAAUCUUCCCCGCCCUCGUCGAACUCUUCGCAGACAUGCCACAUGAUGAUAUGCUUAUGGACCUCCUGCAGCUCAUGUUCCAACUCGACCAAGGCGUGUGCCUCAAACUCCUGCCAACAUAUCAGCACCACUCGUCACGUGUUCGAGAGCACGCGUGUCUUGUGCUCAUCAUGUUUGUCCUCCGCCACCCCACCGAGCCCCUGCCCGUGUCAUCGAUGGUGCUGCACAUCGGCCGCCUUCUGUGCGACCCUAGCGUUCGGGUUCGCCAAGUGGCCAUGGAAGUGUGCGCGGUACUCAAACACGUGUGCAACUUGGAUAUGCUUGCGCUGCUGCGCACCAACCAAGACGUGUACGCGGACGCCAUCGAUUGGCAGCUGCUCCAACGACGCCUGCAGCAGGCGUUCGUUCCAAUCUUGACAUCUCGUGGGUCUGUGUGCUUGGACCCAACCGCCCCAGUUUUGACAUCGUCGUCGAGGUCAGAACCAGACUCCAACAGAUCAAACCGAUCACGCAAUUGGGUACCAAAGGACAAAGAGGAGGGGGCCGCGUCCCCGUCGGUGGUGUCCUCGUCCGAGUCAGCGAAGCAACCCAGUGCCCAAGACAUCGCCAAGAAUCUCACGACUCUGAAACUGCGGUCGCUGCAGAAAAAGUCUGGCAAAGCCGCCGACGUUGCGCGAUAUGCAACUUCCACUCCCGUCGAAGCAGGGGCAUAUUUAUCCACUGGUGAGCGCGAACAUCACCUGCGCCUUCCACAAGGGGGCUCGUCCACCACCCAUAUGCACAAUGACCACCAAUCGAUGAUCAAACCUACGCCGUAUUUUAAUUUACCUCGACCAGUAGUAGACAACCCAUCAGAAUCACUGUCGUCGCCACGACACGAAAGCAACCCCCCACCACCGAAAACAAUGUUGACUGGUGACGAUCGUCCAAUUAAACCCAUGGGACGACAGCAGCCACAUCAAGACAACGAGGGGGCUGCACCUACACCCAGUAGAUUCCUCGACGACGACCACGACAGCAGCGACCAAGGCAUGUACUACUACUCCCCACGAGCAACUACGACCACGACCACAAAGCGACACCUAAAACCUUCGUCAUCAUCCAACGACCGACCCAUCAAGGUGCAGCAUUCAGUGGAAGAAACCGUGGCAAAGCCAUCGCGCGUUCCUGUCAAGAGAAACGUAAGGCCUCUUAACUCAAAAGCCCCAGCAGUGAGCAGCAGCACCGCCCCCAGAACUCCGAGCGCUCAAGAUGCCGACAGCCUCCCCCCUGAAAAUCCACUGGCCAACGACAGGCCGGUGGCGCCGCCGCGGGCGAUGACCCUUGCGACCCGGAAACGCAUCGAAGCCAAACAAGACAAAGAUGCAGCCAACGCCGCCGUGGCUGCUACAGAUGCUGCUGCUUCGUCGUCCGGGGGUGGAGGCUGGCUAAAGUCGGGUGACGAGCUGCGGAUGGCGCUGCGGGCCGGCAAACAAGAGUACGUGCCCACCGCAUCGUUGAUGGACUACCCCCUGCCCGGAUCGACCAAAUCCGAGCUGGCCAAAUGCGUCAAACUGAUGCAUGCCACCGACUGGGAAAGCAACUUUGAGGGGCUCACGGCGCUGAGACAAAUCGCAGUGCACGCGCCAGACGCGGUCGCGGGGCAGCUGGCGCCGUUGGUCGUCGAAGUUGUCAAACAGAUCAACAAUUUGCGCUCCAGCAUUGCCAAGAACGCAAUGCUCGCCAUUGAAACGCUGUGUGUGUCGUUGUCCCGGAAAAUGGAUGCAGAGAUGGACACUGUGAUGCCGCUGCUGUUGAAACGAGCGGCCGACACGAACGCGUUUUUGAGUGAAGCGGCCGCGUCGACCUUGGUGGCUGUCGUGCAAAGCUGUUCGGCGGCCAAGUUGCUCGCGUCGUUGCUGCCACACGCAGUGUCCAAGCACGCGUUGAUUCGGAAACAGGUGGCGACGGUGAUGGGAACCAUUUUGAUUGCCGAGGCGGCGGCCAGCCGCUUGGAAUCGUACCGUGAACUGGAUCGCGUGCUGUCGACCUUGUGUUCGUUGGUGGGGGACUCGAACAACGAAGUCCGUGACACCGCCAAGCCCACGUUGUUAUUUUUGAAAACACAAAAGUACAUUGAUCCCGCCCGGCUAAAGCGCGCUGUGCCCAGCGCCACGUUGAUGCGCGUAGAGCAGGUGCUACAGACCUCGUCGAUUGCAGAUCAACCGGACAAGCAACCCAGACAAGCCAAGCCGCCCAAACCUCCACAAGUAGUCGACGUGAGGGAUGGGAACAUUCAGGACGAAUUGGCGUCCAUGUUGGUAGCGCUGGAGAGUUCCAACUGGAAGGAUCGGUACGACGCCCUAGAAACAUGCAAGCCAUUUGUACACCAACACGCUGCCGUGCUGUGUCAAUCUGGCAAACUCAACGUAUUGUUUGACACGCUGAAUAAACGACUUGACGACGGCAAUGCCAAGGUGAGUUUGUGUGCGUUGGAGACACUUGUGGAUAUCAUUCCGCCUCUGGGCAACGGUCUGGACGCCGUCUUGGCCAACUUGGUGCCCACUUUGACUCGAAAUCUGGCGGCCAACAAUCAAAAGGUAGGCUAUUGCUGGACAGGUGGCCCUUUUGGCAGACAAGGCGUUGGAUCUGCUGUGCAAACAUGUCGACGGAAAGCUCCUAUGCCCGCCGUUUGUCGUGGCUGGUCGGGGGGCCAAUACCCGAACCAAGCCCGGACUUAUUGAAAAGAUCACGCGACUCGCCAUAAUGGGUGCACCGUCGACGACCCUCACGCGACACGUGCUGCCGAUGGCGUUCGACCUGAUGAAGGAGAGUAAAACGGAUAUUCGAGACGCAAAUCAAGGCCUCUUGCGUGCGCUUUAUGCUACCAUGGGGCCAGCGAUGCUCGAUUCUGCAUACAAACUGCCCAAGACGCACCAAGAUAAACUUGGCCAAGUGCUUGGAGUGCGCUUGUAGCCGAGACAUGGACCCGAUAUCGUUAUUGUACGCAAUGCAACAAUAGCAAGGUUUUAUGAAGAGCCACUUAUGCUUGCAGUGCUGUGUAUGUAGUGUAUGUAGUAGCUAGAUGAUGGUCGUGGUGGCGAUGCGGUGGUGUACCAACAUGAUUGAACAAACGACAAUAUGUAUUCAAAACUGGUUUAUAUGCAAAAUGCAACACAUUCGACGAAAGUCAAAAGUGACUAGUUAGUCGAGGGACAAGGCGUCGACGUGGGUGUCAUGGUCGGUGUGCGAGUCGUCGUAGGACGCGACGUACUCGUCGUAUAAGGAGCAGCCGUCGUCACAACAGGGGUCUUGGUGGUGGUCACAGGCGCCUUAGUGGU
Molecule: messenger RNA, 4399 nt
Organism: Aphanomyces astaci
Lineage: Eukaryota; Oomycota; Saprolegniomycetes; Saprolegniales; Verrucalvaceae
Exons: 8
Coding region: 56-3802 (1248 amino acids)
Biological process (GO): microtubule cytoskeleton organization
Cellular component (GO): cytoplasmic microtubule; cilium
Molecular function (GO): microtubule binding
Source: RefSeq, a predicted model, not a curated record